ACAUAUGUAUAUAAUGUAUAUAAUAUACAUAUGUAUAUAAUAAAUACAUUAAGUGGAUGUACAAGGAUUUUUACAUUUUUUUCUGGGUGAACUAGUUUCCUCAAAUUUCUGUGUCACAGCUAGCCAGAAUUCUGAAUAUCUAAGUUAUCCCUGGAAUCUUUUUUUGGCUUUUUGCAGGGAGGACUUUGGAGUGAAAGGAUUGUUGUUAUUUUUAGCUGUUAAAAAAUGUUGUUUAACUUCUUUUAAACUUCAAUAAUAGUUUUUAUGGGUUUCAUAUCUCAGGAAAGAGCAGGAAAUCAAAAUUCAAUAAUAUAAUUGAGAUCUGAGGUUGCAAAAAAAAAAAAACUGUUUUAGGCUCUGUAUGUGGCUCUGAGCCACAGAUUACUCACUUUUUAUUUUAAUACUGCUGAACAUAUAAGAGGAAACCCUUUCCAACAUACUGAAAACUAAAUAUUAAUGAGUCAAACUGCCUUAUGCCCUUCACAUAAUCAUAUUAUUAUGGUGUACAAUAAGGGAAUUUGCUGAUAUCUUCUUUCUCUUUCUUCUUUCAGGCUAUAUUUUACCUUCAGACAGUAAUUUGGUCACCUGUACCUCCUUCCUAAUAACUGCUGCUGUGCCCCCUCCAUAAACCCUGCUAUGUGGUUGUAUAUUAGCUGAAUAUCUUUCCAUAUUUGGGGGUGGGGGUGGGGGGUUGCGGGAAAGGUGAGAAAGAAUUUAAGGACAACUUCCCCUCCUUGGAUAAAGUUCUCAUGGAAUGUUUGAUGUAGAACAAAUAACUAUAUGAGGGUGAGUAACAGUUUUGGAAAAAGAAGGUCCAAGAAGGGAAGAAACAGCUUUUGCCUGUGGAUAAAUGAUGAAAUGGGGUGUUAGUGUUGGGGUUUGACAUAGAAAGAUGCAAAAAUAAAAGAUGCAAGGAGCUGUUGAUAUAAGAUGAAGAAAGGGAACUUUUUUACUUUUGUGUAUUCGUGGGGGAAAGUCUAUUAAUAGUUAUAUCUUGUGAACCUUAUUCACCUUAGUAAGAGUUAUAUUUAUUUUAUUUAUUUAUUUAUUAUAUUUCUAUACCGCCUUUCUCCCGUAGGACUCAAGGCGGUGUACAGUCAAGAAAAAUAUAGACACACAAACAUCAUAAAAUUGCUAAUUAAAAUUGUUACUUAGUUUGGUCAAUUAAAUAAAACCCAGAAUUAGAUAACAUUUAAAAAAUCAUUCGCAUUUUUGUAUGUUUAGCCCUGCCUGUUGGAACAUCAGGGUCUUGAGGGCACGGCAGAAAGCACGGAGAUCAGGGAUAUUCCGUAUCUCCGGGGGCAGUUCAUUCCAAAGGGUUGGAGCCCCCACAGAGAAGGCCCUCCCCCUGGGAGUCGCCAGUCGACAUAAUUUGACUGACGGUACCCUGAGUAGUCCCUCCCUGUGAGAACGAACUGAUCGGUGGGAGGCUAUUGGUGGCAAAAGACAGUCUCGUAGGUGAAAGUAUUUAGGUGGAAGUAUUCUCUCUCCCCCCUUUUUCUGUUUGAUAUUCACCAUCCCACUCCACCUCCCCCAUCUGUAUAUCGUUUGUUUCUAUUCAGUGGGAAAAGCAAACAUUCCUUGCUUGUGAUUUGCUUACUUGCUGCGGUCUUUGAAAUACUGUUGAAAGUACACAAUUUCCUCAUCAUUGGGGUAGAAGACUUGUGUUAAAUCAAGGCAAAGGCAAUCUAGUAAUAUGUUUCUAAAAGGGCCUUAUCACAAGCAGAGUAUGAAGAAUAACUUAUUUAUGUUAUUGCUCCCAGCAUCUAGCAUCCACUGAUGUGCUUCUCCAAAUAUGGAUAUUCCAUGGAGCCAUCAUAGAUAAGAGCUUGAUGAUCUGUCCUCAGUAAAUCUGGCUUAUCUUUUUAAUUCUGUUUCAGAAAGUAGCUAUUUUUGAUCCAUGUGACAAUAGUUUCCCCUGUGUUGUUUGCAGAAUUGGUUAUUUGAGAGCACACUUGGGUGCAUAUGGACUUUUUUCCUAUCAGGCAGGAGAACACAACUUUUGAGGUAAAGUACUUCUCCCAGGUCAAGAGGGAGAAUGGUAGGACUUUUGUCUUUCCCAAGGAAAUGAAAGAGGACUGAAGAAGCUGAACUUCAAGGGACUGUUUUGUUGUCUGAUUCCAAAGCUAGCUAUAUAAUGCUGCUGUGGCUCAUGCCCUGAGAUGGCCAAAACAGGCACCGAUGAACCUCAGUUAUCACAAGAAACAGACUGUGGGGAGCCCACUUCACAGAUCAAAAAUGAAUGGUCAGUGGCAAAGACAGAGUCUCAGAACACAGUGAAAAUUGAAGUAAUUUGCACAGAUGAUGGCGAAAGUUCUACACACAGCACUGCUGAGGAGCCAGCCCGCAAACGCAAAAAGGGACCUGCCCCCAAGAUGUUGGGGGACGAAGUCUGCAGCGUGUGCGGGGACAAGGCCUCGGGUUUUCACUAUAAUGUCCUGAGUUGUGAGGGUUGUAAGGGCUUCUUCCGGCGCAGCCUCAUCAAAGGAGCUCAGUAUACCUGCAAGGGCAGUGGGCAGUGCCACAUGGACAUGUACAUGCGCCGGAAGUGCCAGGAAUGCCGGUUGAAAAAAUGCCGACAAGCAGGCAUGCGGGAAGAAUGUGUCCUUUCAGAAGAGCAAAUCCGCAAGAAGAAGAUCUCUAAGCAUGAGGGUGAUGGGGUUCCAGCUGGGGAGAGAGAUGGAGGCGAAGUACUUCGAGUACCUCCAUUGCUCUGUGAUCCUGCUUUAUCUCAGCCUGAGCCAGUUCCUCUUACCCCACAGCAGGAGGGUAUGAUCCAGCAGUUGGUGGCGGCCCAACAGCAGUGCAACAAGAGGAGCUUUAGCGAUCAGCCCAAAGUCACGCCCUGGCCAGUGAGCAGCGACCCCAACAGCCGGGAGGCACGCCAGCAGCGCUUUGCCCAUUUUACAGAAUUAGCCAUCAUCUCAGUGCAAGAGAUUGUGGACUUUGCCAAGCAAGUACCCGGCUUCCUGCAGCUCUCACGGGAAGACCAAAUCGCACUGCUGAAGGCUUCUACCAUUGAGAUCAUGUUACUAGAGACAGCCCGGCGCUAUAAUCAUGAGACUCAGUGCAUUACAUUUCUUAAAGAUUUUACAUACAGCAAGGAUGACUUUCACCGUGCAGGUCUUCAGGUCGAAUUCAUCAAUCCCAUAUUUGAGUUUUCCCGGGCCAUGCGACAGUUGCAGCUGGAUGAUGCCGAAUAUGCCCUCCUCAUUGCGAUCAACAUCUUCUCUGCUGACAGGCCGAAUGUGCAGGACCAUGGCCUGGUAGAGGCAUUGCAGCAGCCCUACAUUGAGGCCCUCAGUUCUUACAUCCACCUCAAUCGCCCACAGGACCACCUGAUGUUCCCCCGCAUGCUGAUGAAGCUGGUGAGCCUGCGGACAUUGAGCAGUGUGCACUCAGAGCAGGUCUUUGCUUUGCGCCUUCAAGAUAAGAAGCUUCCUCCACUUCUGUCUGAGAUCUGGGACGUCCACGAAUAGACCUUUUGAAUGGACUGGGGGAGAGGCAGACCUCUCCCAGCAGCACCAGCAGGCAUGCUUCCCCAUAGCGAGUCUUUGGAUUCAGCGUAAGCCUUACAAUGGCUGGACUGGGAUCCUGCCAAAAGAAUUGAGUCAAGUGAGCUACUAAGCACUUUUGUUUUCUCCUCCUUCCCAAACAGUCAUCGUCUUUCUUCCACGGCUUCAGAUUUGGGGGAGUGGGGAGGGGAGGUCAGUCGCCACCUUCCUUCUGAGUGGGAAGAGGGGGAAGUAAAGAAGAAGAAAAAAACUUUCUUCCAAAGACUGCACUCCCUCCUGUUUGUGAACAGCAAACAGCUGUGCCCUGCAUCAUUAACUUAACUGCAGUGAUUCACUUAACAACGGUGGCAAGACAACCGAGAAUGGUUUCUCCUUAGGGAGGGAAGAGUUUUACAGUGAAAAUAAGUGGGGGUUGCCAUAUGUAGUACCUGGUGUAUGGGGCAAAUACCCAGAAGAAAUAAACUGGUCAUGAAAAUGAA
This is a messenger RNA of Pantherophis guttatus, 3994 nucleotides long. It is a transcript of the gene NR1H2, whose product is annotated as nuclear receptor subfamily 1 group H member 2. NCBI's taxonomy places the organism in Eukaryota, Metazoa, Chordata, Lepidosauria, Squamata, Colubridae. The record is from RefSeq and is a predicted model, not a curated record. Gene Ontology annotation, molecular function: RNA polymerase II cis-regulatory region sequence-specific DNA binding; nuclear receptor activity; zinc ion binding. Gene Ontology annotation, cellular component: RNA polymerase II transcription regulator complex. Gene Ontology annotation, biological process: cell differentiation; negative regulation of transcription by RNA polymerase II; lipid metabolic process.